AUGGCGAAGAUGACAGAAGCCGAGAUCCUGGCCAAGAUGAAGGUUCUGGAGGACCGUAUCAGAGCCCCGUCCAUAUGGGGCCGCGUGCCGUGCGGCGUCCGGUUCGAAGAUCUCCAGGACAAAUACUACGAGGACGCUGUGAGGUUGUUGAAGAAACAUUACUUGUCCGAAGAACUGACGUACAGAUCGGUAAAAAUAAGCGAGGACAAAGAGGGCGUGGACGAGUUCGUGCACAACUUGCGUAUAUGGAUGAAGGACAAGAUGUCCAUCGCGGCGGUGAAGGAGGGCACCGAGAAACUCGUCGGCUGUCUCAUCAUGCGGAUACAGGAAAAAAAUGCAUUUUCCCGGACAUUCAGCCGCGUGAAGCUAACAUACAACCCGCUUUACAGCACCGUUAUGAAGUUUUACAACGAGGUUGAGAAGCCUGUAGAUUUAUUCGAAAAGCUUGGCGUUAAAAAAUAUCUGAAGGUGUACAUCAUGGCUUUGAAGCACAGAUACCGACAUAGAGGUAUAGGAGCCGAGCUGCUCAAAGCUACGUUCCCUUUAGCUGCCAGCGGCUUCAUACCAGCUGUAACGGGCAUUAUUUCAACCGGACACAUGCAGAAGGAGGCAGAAAAGCUGGGCUUUCAAAAAUUCAAUGAAAUAUAUUAUGUUAGGUAUCUUAUUGAUGAUGAGAUCUUGUUCUGGGACACGGGGCUCGGUAACUACGGCGCUGCCCUGAUGGGCUACCGUCUGCCGGACGUCGAGGAGAUACCCGAGCUGCAGACGGCGCGCUCUUCCAGAUUCCAAGUCAUCGAACCAACAGAAGAAGACGAUUCAUGA
Molecule: messenger RNA, 822 nt
Organism: Cydia amplana
Lineage: Eukaryota; Metazoa; Arthropoda; Insecta; Lepidoptera; Tortricidae
Exons: 5
Coding region: 1-822 (273 amino acids)
Molecular function (GO): N-acetyltransferase activity
Source: RefSeq, a predicted model, not a curated record